Cynoglossus semilaevis (tongue sole) is the source of this 999-nucleotide messenger RNA. RefSeq names its product lysosomal alpha-mannosidase-like. Lineage: Eukaryota; Metazoa; Chordata; Actinopteri; Pleuronectiformes; Cynoglossidae. Bases 64 to 993 code for a protein of 309 amino acids. Gene Ontology annotation, molecular function: alpha-mannosidase activity. Gene Ontology annotation, cellular component: lysosome. Gene Ontology annotation, biological process: mannose metabolic process. The record is from RefSeq and is a predicted model, not a curated record. The transcript is spliced from 6 exons.
UAACGUAUGUUAACCGUGUGUUUGCCUGUGUGUGUGUAGUCAUGUCACCCCACCAACGCCAACAUGUUGAAUGUUCACCUGGUCCCACACACCCACGAUGAUGUCGGCUGGCUCAAGACCGUAGACCAGUACUUUUAUGGAGCUCGUAAUGACAUUCAACAUGCUGGGGUGCAGUACAUCCUGGACUCUGUGGUGGACCAGCUGCUGAAGAACCCGGACAGGAGGUUCAUCUACGUGGAGACGGCCUUCUUCUACCGCUGGUGGAAACAGCAGAGCUCCAGUAUGCAGGAGACGGUCAAACAGUUAGUAAACGAAGGUCGUUUAGAGUUUGUGAACGGCGGCUGGUGUAUGAGCGACGAGGCCACCACUCACUACAGCGCCGUCAUCGACCAGAUGACCAUGGGACUGAGGUUCCUGAAUGAAACCUUCGGUCCUUGUGGACGCCCUCGUGUGGCUUGGCACAUUGACCCUUUCGGUCACGCUCGUGAACACGCUUCAAUGUUUGCACAGAUGGGAUAUGACGGCUUCUUCUUCGGUCGUCUUGACUACCAGGAUCGGGCUAGAAGAAUGAUUGACAGGGAGCAGGAGCUCCUGUGGAGAGCGUCCGACAGUCUCACUCCACCUGUGGCUGACCUCUUCACUGGAAUUCUUCCCAAUGGUUACAACCCACCUGAAGGUUUCUGCUGGGAUCAGUCCUGCGAUGAUCCGCCCAUUCGAGACGACCCUGAUCUUGAGGACUAUAAUGUCGAUGAAGUGGUGCAUCGUUUCCUUAUCAUUGCAAAGAGUCAGGCCAUGGUGUAUAAGACCAACCACAUCAUCAUGACCAUGGGCUCAGACUUCCAGUAUGAGAAUGCCAACCUGUGGUACAAGAACCUGGACAAACUGAUCCACUACGUCAACGCCAGACAGGCUAAUGGCAGCACAGUCAACGUGCUCUAUUCCACCCCCUCCUGUUACCUACAAGAACUGCACCGUGCAAACCUCACCUGGUAAACUACU